Molecule: messenger RNA, 8979 nt
Organism: Hipposideros armiger (great roundleaf bat)
Lineage: Eukaryota; Metazoa; Chordata; Mammalia; Chiroptera; Hipposideridae
Gene: C2CD3
Product: C2 domain containing 3 centriole elongation regulator
Exons: 33
Coding region: 322-7242 (2306 amino acids)
Biological process (GO): cilium assembly
Cellular component (GO): microtubule organizing center
Source: RefSeq, a predicted model, not a curated record
AUGCACCCUGGGCAAUGAAGUCCUCAAAGGGCAUAUCCCUUUGCGCUUGCGCAGCUAGAAGAGACAGCGUCCAACCCCGCAGAGGUAGGGUAGCAAAGCAUCCUGGGUGUUGUAGUCUAUUGGCGGUAAGGAGUCUUGGCGCCUUCUCUUCUCUCAGACUCCCAGAGACUGUUAGAGGAAAAUCAGCUUCUUCCUGCCUCCCAGGCUACCCAGCGGCGCCGGUUGCCGAGAAACGCAGGCGCGGUGGGAAGGGAUGGCGGGAGGCUACGGCUUAGAUGCUGGGGCCGGAGUUGAGUUGGUGAAGAAGAGCUCCUCCUCGUCAUGAAACAACGAAAAGGCCAAGGGCCUGGGGGCGGUCGUGGCCGCAAGAAAAGAGGUUUGAGUGACAUUCCUCCAUCUACAAGCCUGCCACCUCUGGUUGAAGGUCAGCUACGCUGCUUUCUGAAACUUACUGUUAGUAAAGUCAUAUGGAAGAUUGCAAAGCCUCCCUCUUGUGUACUUGUCCGAGUGAGAUGGUGGGGAGAAACAUCAGAUGGAACCCUCUUUUGUCCCAGGGACACAUUGCAGACUGAACCAAAAGCUGUGAGAACAACUACACGUUAUGCUAUUCGCUGUGGUCCAAAGCAAUUUACCUCUUAUCUAACAGAUAUGGCUGUGCUGGUGCUGGAAGUAAUCACCAAACUUGAUCACCUUCCAAUUGGUAGAGUUCAAAUCAGUGGAUUAGCCAAGCUUUCUCCAAUUUAUCACAUCAAUGGAUUUUUUACCAUUAUUUCACCAACAUCUAAGAAACUUGGAGAACUCCAGGUCUCACUUGCCCUGGAGCCUCUGUCAGAAACUUAUGACAGCUAUAACCCUCUUCCUACCACUGACAUGACAGAAAAGGUGCUUUUAUCUGAGCAGGGAUUCAGAGAAUAUACUAAACCCAGCAAUAUCCAGUUUCUAGUUCCAUCAAGGCCUCAGAGGAUACCUACCACGCAAACUGAUGGAAAAGAGUUAGCAGCCAAUAGCAGUAGAUCAACCACUCCGAGGGGGAAAGACCACUUGUACUUUGCAGAGAACUCUGAUACGAUAAAGGACUCCUUUUUUGGACUACAGCACCAUCUUAAUUCAGGGCAGAGUUUAGAGUCUAUGACUCUGAAAGGCAAAGCCCCACAGAGGCAGAUGUCCCUUCUCAACAGCUCUGAGUUCCAGCCUCAAAUCAGGUCAGCUGCCAAGAGUCGCAGUGAUUCAUGCAUUCUUUCUUCAAACAAUCCCCCUACCAAGGACCUGCUUUCGGCUCUGUUGGAACAAGGCAAUAAACUACGUAAUGCCAUGGUGGUUUCUGCAAUGAAAUCAAGCCCAGAUACUAGCAUGUUGUUGGGUGAAGUUCAUUCUCCUGUGAAGAAAGACUUUCUUAGACCAUCAACACAAAUCAAAGCCUUAUCUAAGAAUCAAUUUAAAGACCACAUUGAAGAUCACCUCCUCCCUCUGAAUGAGACUAUACUGUGGAAACAGGACACAAAAGCUGAUACCAGAGCCAUACAGCUGCUAUUGGGCAGUGCUGAAUUAUCCCAAGGUCAUUACUGGGAUGGGCUAGGCUCUCCUCCAGCUUCUCCAUCUCCUGGGAGUGAUGUGUAUUGCAGCAGUGAGCUGAAUGACCCUCAGUAUGACCAGAGUCUCCUGGAGAAUUUAUUUUACACAGCACCUAAAUCGGAUACCAGCAUUAGUGAUUUCUUCAGUGAAAAUGAUGAUAUUGUCCCUUCUAAGAAAAUGAACCAGUCGAAAGCUCUUGCCAGAUCUAAGGUUCUGGAGUCAAAUGAUCCUAAGUUGAAGAAGAGAGCAGUGGACAAGAAAAAUAGAAAUUUGGCUGAACAACAGGCAGUAUCAGAAACUCCAGAAGAUGCCCAGGCGAUGACACUGAGUAUAGACAGACUGGCCCUGCUGGGUAGAACCCAUUCCGUCAGAAUCAUCAUCGAAACGAUGGGAGUUCCUCCAGAUAGCCCUCAGAUGACCCCUGGCAAAAAAAUCUUUCCCGGGAGACCACCUAAGCUGGCGGCAACAAAAAAGCGCACCUUCUUUGUGGAAUAUCACUUUCCUGUGGGCUUUUCCAAAAGUGGAUCGGGAAAGACAACCUUGAUAACUGAGGUCGUUCGACUCGCCUCCAGUAAAAUUACAGAUGGAAUGGUGAAAUUUCAGCAGAGAUUUGUGUUUCCAGUACAGUUUGGUGGCCCAAUGAUAGAACACUGGUGGAAUUCCAACCUCAUUUUCCAAAUUUAUUCAAAGAAAACCCCACAGAAAAAGCCGGAAGUCAUUGGGUCUGCAUCACUGCCUUUGAGAGCUGUCAUUCAUUCUGAGCUCCUUUCUUUCACUGACAAGCUUCCAGUGCAGCAGGAAAAUGGUCAGACUCCACUUGGCCCCCUCACGGUAACUGUGGAGCUUAUUAUAGACAACAAAGAUUUCACUGGUGUCAAGACUAAGUUGAAUAGCAGCACCCAACAUAACCCACUGUGUGCUCUAACAAGUCCAGAUAAGAAACUACUAGAACCUAGCCAACAUGUUACCUGUACCAGAAAUCCACAGAACCUAAAUCAAGUUCAUGAAGAAGCUGCAAAGGAAGCACAAAAUUUGAUACUCCUCAACCCAAAGUCACCAAGCCCUGUUGCACCAAAUCCUUCAACCUUCAUGGCUGUGCCUGCUCACAAUUUAGUAAAUCAGACAAAUGGGUCCACAAAAGAGAGUGCUUUGCUAUUGCAUGUGCUGUUGAUGGUGCCAGAUGGGAAAGAUUUCAUUACUGGAGAAUCUGAGAAACAGCCACCGUGCAAUGUUUAUUUAAAUUGCAAACUCUUUAGCACAGAGGAAGUCACCAGAUCUGUUAUCGCGUGGGGCACAACGAAACCAGUCUUUAACUUUUCUCAGGUGAUUCCCAUCUCCCUGUCUCCCAAAUACCUGGAAAGGCUAAAGAACAAUGUGAUGGUAAUCGAAACUUGGAACAAGGUGCGGAGCCCAGGACAGGACAAGCUGCUCGGGCUGGUGAAACUCCCCCUCCAUCAGUUUUACAUGUCAUUCAAAGACCCCAAGAUUUCUCACCUGCUGCUUGAUGCUCAGUACCCAGUUGUUGCUGUCGACAGCUACAUGCCUGUGAUUGAUGUUUUCUCAGGCCAGCAAAACGGGAGCCUUCGAGUCUUUUUAGCUAUGGGUUCUUCAGAUCAGAUAAUGGCACUACAGAGAUUAAAGAAUGAAGAAGGAACACUUCCUCCCUUCAGCCCUAGGCCAGCCCAUUUACUGGACCAGCCAUCUGUAGCAUCCGUUGCUAUGGAAAAGGACCAAGGAAAUGCAUUGAUGGAGCACCACUUUGAGGUCCAUGUAGAAAAGGUUAAAGGGCUAGCCCCUCUGCAGGCAACAGUCUGGGGAGAAGCAGAUUGUUAUGUCCAGUACUACUUUCCAGUUCAAGACUCACAAUCCGGUUUGCUAAAAGGACCUGAGCUCCCUGAAAAUGGAAUCACUCUGAAGCCUUUCAGAUCUGCCACCACACUCUGUGUUCCGGACCCCAUCUUUAAUAGUGAGCACCAUCACUCUCUCCUGCUGCCAACUGAAGUUCCAGUGCAAAGGCUCCUACUCAGUGUCUUCUCUGCACAGGCGCUCGUGCCUGGAGGUGGAGUCCACUUUGAAGUCUGGUGCAGAUACUAUUAUCCUAACGUGAGAGACCAGAUGGUCGCCAAAGGAACAUUACCAUUAUCGAGGAUCUGUGCCAUGGUCACCAUGCAGCACCGUGAGGAUGUGGGAAUACAGACCUUUAAUCUCCCUUUAACCCCCAGGCUUGAGAAUAGGAAAGAACUGAGGAACCAAUCAUCAGGUUUGCUGGAUGUGGGCCUAAGGUACAGGCGUGUUCCAAGGACAGCAGAGGGAGUUCUUGCUGCCCGAGCUGUCUCCAUCUCAGUCCAGAUUAUCAGAGCCUGUGGACUGCAAGCAGCAGCCAAGGCUUUGGCUGAGCAGGAACCCUCUCUACAGUUUAGUGCCACAGUUGGAGUUAAUGCCUUUGUCACCAUUCAUCUAUCCUUCCUGCCCAAGGGAGAGCAGCGCCAAACCCGCCCUGUGGCCUGUACCUUCUGCCCUGAGUUCUCCCAUCAUACUGAGUUCUCUUGUAACUUAGUAACUCAACACUGCAGUGGAGAGGCCUGUUUCCUAGCAGAGCUGUUGGAGUUUGCAGAGGUCACUUUUGCUAUUUACCAUGAAGAUACCAAGUCAGCCAGUGAUAUAACCAGUAUCCAGUCAUUCAAAGAUUAUCUGCUUGGAGUAGUAAAGGUUCCAACAAAAGAGUUGCUACUCAAGAGAUCUGGGAUCACAGGAUGGUAUCCUGUCAUUUUACCAGAAUAUGGAGCCAUGCCUCACGGCUUGGAACUCAUGCAGAAGAUUGUGGGUGGUCUGGAGCUUUCAGUUUCCUUCACCCAUCCUGGAGACAGAGAGCGGGUAUUGGAAGCUGCUGAGCUGUUAGGCUGGAGCUUUGAGAAUAACCUGAAGGAUCUUGUCAAGAUGAAUGAAGAGGAGCCAGCGGAGCCAGCCACUGUCACCAUCUCCACACCAAGGCUCUGGCUGCCCAUCCAUUGCGUGCUGCUUGCUGGCCAGAAGCACAUUCAUAAGAACACGUAUUUCUACCUCCGCUACAAGCUGUAUGACCAUGAAGGCUUUUGGACUCCUCUUAAGAAGCCUAAGGAAUCUACCAACAAAGAGCAGGUCAUGGUUACUUUUAAGGCAUCCAGAAGAGCAGAAGUCACUAGGGGCCCUUCACUGCUUUGGUACUUCAGGGAGGAGAGAUUAGAGAUCCAAGUGUGGCGGGCUUAUGGCAAUGACAGUGUGGAGAGGCCCCACCAGACAGACAGCUGGAUUGGCUCAGCCUAUGUGGACCUGGCCAGGCUUGGGGAGAGGACAGCAAGGACACUAACUGUCAGUGGUGUGUAUCCUCUAUUUGGACGAAAUGCUUCCAACCUCUCAGGAGCUGCCUUGCGAGUUCAUGUGGUUCUUUCCCCUCUUUCCCUACAUCCUGAGCCCACUCAUGAGCUGGACUCAAUGGACUGCAGUAGCCACAGUGAGUCUGAGCAGCUCCCCAGAAGGAAUGAUGAGAUUCAGCUCUCUCUACCACCUGGCCACCAGAAGUCUCCUGCCUCCGCCCAGGUCCCCUGCCAUAGCACCACAGCCGAAUCCUCUCCGGCCCAGGAGGGCCCUGCUGAGUUGGAUGGAACGUUUGCAGUCAGUAUCCUGGUGGAAAGAGCAAUGCACUUGAGCUUGAAAGGGACCCCCUUGACAGAGCGGAAAGUAUCAACACCCAGUUGUUGUGUAUCUUUUGCAACAGCUGAUGAGCCAUCUCCUGUCUACACCCAAGUGGUUGAAAAAACAGAUUCCCCCAUCUGGAAUUUUCAACAGCAAUCAAGGCUUUCAAAAGAGCUUCUUUUGGACCCACAGAAAACUCUGGUCUUCAAAGUUUGGCAUAAAGGAGAUGAGGAGAGGGUGAUUGGCUUUGCCUCAGUGGAUCUCUCCCCGCUUCUCUCUGGCUUCCAGUUUGUCUGUGGUUGGUACAACAUCACAGACUUCAGUGGAGAGUGCCAGGGGCAGAUAAAAGUUGCUAUCUCCCCUUUGGAGAGUUUGAUGCACUUCAAAGAAGAAAGGCAAACAAGACGUGGGGUAGAGACCCCAGGAUCACUGAUCCCAAUAUACGGUCCAUUUUCUUUCCCUGUCUCUGAUAUGUAUGCUGCAUUCCCCAGCUACAUGGCAAGACAGACCCCUGAACAACUUGCUCACACCUCAUCAAAGGAGCUUCAUUUCUCCUCUCCUGGGAGAAGCGGUGCUGCAAGAAACGAGGCAUCACGCCAUGAAGAGCACGUGCAGAACAUCCGCCGGUUUCAUGAGUCCCUGCAGCAGGGAGAGGCAGGCUUGCCGAGUGACAACUCAUUGACCACGUCGCCCUUGUCCUCCCGUACUUCCAUCCUGACUUCUCUCAGGAGGAAUCUGAGUGAGCUAGAUCAGAUCCAGCGGUAUUUCAGCCAGAAGCUCACCAGGCCUCUGCCUCCUCUCAGUCCUCAGACUCAGACCAUCCUGCAGCGCCAGGAGAGCCAUAGGGACCAUCAUGGGCCGGGAGCUAGCAGCCUAGACCCUGGCAGCCAGUGCAUCCUGGAGAAAUCCAACAACCUGGUGUUGCAAGUUGGCUCCUUAAUCAAGGAUCUGCAGACUGUCACCAGGAAUUCUCAAGCAUCUCUGAGUUCUCACCGAUCCAGGAGUAGAAGCAGAGACGUUACCGCUCUCCCAGAUGCUCAGGACACAGAGGCGAUGGAAGAAGAACGAAGCACAACUCCAGACCUGCCAUUGGCAAAAGCUCCAGAUGAGGGCACAGAGUCCCCACCUCCCCCUACUCUUGAAGAGACUUCGAGUGGAAGGCGAAUGCUCCAUGAGGCCCUGGAACACACAGUACCCAUUACAAGCAUGCAGAGCAGUGAGGACACUGAGGCAGGCCCAGCCUACAGCGAUGAGGACUAUGAAGAAGACAUCAUUGAGCCCAGGACACUCAAUGAGAUCACCACCAUAACAGAUAAAACUAGCCCUUGGUCCAGUUUCAUGUCGGACACAAGUGAGAUCAUUAGCCUUCAGGCUGAUGAGGUGCAAAGGGUAGGCCCCUCUUGUCCUCCUCCAGAGUCUUGCCCCAGAGAGGAGCUCAAGGCCAAAAGUAGCCUUCUGUCCAGCCCAGAAAGGGCUGUCAAUCCCCACAUGCCUAGGCAGGGUCCUGCUAGCCAAAACCUUGUUCCUUAUGAGGGUGCGGGCUCUCAGGCCAGGAUUGGAGAGCCUGCCUCAGCAGACCCUCAGUUCAUCCGACACGUGACACUCUCGGGAGCCCAGCAGAGCAGCACCUGCUCGCAAAGGGCAGGUCAGGACCAGGAGCCCAAGCCAAUGGCCCAGGCUGAGAAUAUAGCUGCCUCCAGCGAGCUAAGUGACUCUGCUGAUAGCUUUGAGGAAUUCCCUCUAUACCUAGCCUCUCAGACCAAAAGGGAAAACCAUAAGAGGCCACCUAUGAACUGCUCUGACAUCAGGCAGAAGCAGGCGACAUCUGGAUCAGAAGCUUCCACAAAGCAGAGCCACCUCCUCCCAGAGCCCAUUGUGCCCAACUUCUUUUUACCUCCCCAGCAGUUGGAGGCCUCCCUGCGGAUGCUCUCCCUCUCAUCAGCUUUGCCACCACCAGCCACAACAGAUCAGAUUUGGCAGCGUGAUGCUCAUUGGUGAUCUCAGAAGAGUAAUUGCAGUGAUGUAGUGGAGAAGGGAGCCAUAAAGUACUAUUGUGUGCCAGGCACCAUUCUAGGUCCUGGGGUGAACAAGGCGUAGAGCCCCUGCCUCAUGGAACUUUUAAAAAAAAAAAAAAGUAUAACUUCAGAGAAUAAUACAUGCUAUGGACAAAAUGUAUUCGUUUGUUUAUUAUUAAUGGUAAUAGCUCACCGCUAUUUAAUGCUUACUAUGUACUAGACAUUAUUCUGUGUUUACAUGUAUAAACUCAUUUAAUUCUUCCAACAACCCAAUGAGAUGGGUACUGUUGUUACCCCCAUUUAAUAAAUGAGAAAACUGAGGCUCAGAGCUUCCCAUACUGACCCAUGAGGUAUUAUUAUUUCUAUUUUAUAUAGACACAUAAAGGUUAGGUCACUUGCCCAGGGUCUCCCAACUAGUAAGUGAUUGUAAACAUAUGACUGCAAACUCUGUGCUUGUCAUUAUACCACUCUAAAAUCAUGACACUUGGCUUACGGUAUAUUUUUCUAGCCCAUUUGCCUUCUUUUAAAUAGGUGUCAUUUUGAAAUUUAAGCACUUUUUCUGCUUUGCCAGAGCCUACUUUGAUGACAGAUGGGGUCAGCCCAGGAGUAUCCUGAGAGCCUGGGGUUAUCAUCCUAAAGAGAAGCCAUCAGAUGUCUAAGCCUUUCACUGGUUUUCCUUCCCCCACCCUCCCUCAACUUCCCCAGCACCGUUUUCAGGACUUCUCAUUUAUUUGGCACAUGGACCAAUCUAAGUUCUCACACAUCUCUAUUAAAUUUGUAAAUUCUCUCCUGGAGGAGGGGAGAGGCCAGUCCCCCUCAGGAGCUCUGCAUUUUUGUCACCUUCAUUCCUACUCUGGUUUUUGGUCACCGGCUCAUAUCUUUCCUCCCUGCAUCUUCCCUUGCAUGUCCCACACAUGCCCAUCAGCAUAUACAUGAGGGUCACAGGGCUAUGUCCAGGCAACAAGCAGGAGCCUAGGAGCGAGAUGCCAGUACGAUGAAAUGCUUAACCUGCUACUCGGUAGCUAAGUGAUGCUGGGCACGUGACUUGACCUUUCUGAGUCUCGGGUUCCUUAUAAAUAGCAUCAGGCUAAUAUAAUUCUUAUCUAAUAGGAUGAUGGCAAGAAUUACCCCAGAGGAAAAAAGCAGAUACUGUUAGUUCUCUUUCCCUCUUCCCCUCCCAGCCAAGUGGGUGAAGUGUCAGUGAGUCAUGCCCCACAGGGCGGUCUGUGCGCCACUUUGAGCUGUCAGCCCUGACCUGCCAAGCAGAAUUGCUGUUCCUGCCCUCAUGUUUCCGCCUUCGCAACGUGCCAGCCUCCAAGGGGACAUGCUGUCUUUGAUCUGUUAAACUUAAGAUACAACGUGUGGAGGAGGGAGAAGGAAGAAUUUUCACUUCAGUUAAAGGGCAGGUCUAGUUUUGAGAAGAUAAGUCUCACACUUUCCGGCUGUUUUUCUUUUUUGACCAUAGUAAAACACCACUGUUUGCUGCUCUCAAGGCCACUUCUGUCUUCGGGAGCUCAUUCUGGGUCCUCGUUAGGAUAACCAACCAUCACAGUUCACCCAAAAACUGCCCCAUUAUCGGCAUUGAAAGUCCCACAUCCCAGGAAACCUCAAGAGGUUGGUCAUCCUCACUGGCAAUGGGCUCUCUCAUAACCUGGUGCGUUUGUAGCCAUGUAUUUUCUGAGUCUUAUGCUCUUUGCUGGCUGCCAGCCAAUGCUGGAUA